Molecule: messenger RNA, 1450 nt
Organism: Arabidopsis lyrata subsp. lyrata
Lineage: Eukaryota; Viridiplantae; Streptophyta; Magnoliopsida; Brassicales; Brassicaceae
Product: probable RNA-binding protein ARP1
Exons: 6
Coding region: 437-1225 (262 amino acids)
Molecular function (GO): RNA binding
Source: RefSeq, a predicted model, not a curated record
CAAAUUUGGGUUAGAUCUCAUGAAACCAAUCGAGCUGACCUCAUCACUGCACGACAACACAUUUUUCUAAGCAAAUGAAGUCCAUGUAGUUGUAAUAGAUUUUGCCGUCUAAAGCACCAAUUGGCUCGGCUAGGACAAGUCAAUCAACAACAUUGCUAAAACCCAUGCAUGGGCCAUGGCAGUGCAAAAAUAUAUUUGUGGAGAUGUUAUUAAGAGAAAAUGCAUAAGAGAUAUGAAUAUAGACAUAUAUACUGAAGGGUGUAGUGAUCACGUUAAGACUUACCUGUCCACCAAUCUGUCACUCUUUAUUUUACACAACUUCUUUAUUAUUAUUCCCUCUCUUUUUUAUAUAUAAUUCAAUUCACUCUUCUUCUCUCUCUAUCUAUAUCUCUGCUCUCUCUCUCUCUCUCUCUUUCUCUCGCAUACACACGAUCCAAUGACAACGAGCAACAACGUGAACGGAUGUUUCGGAGACACGAAGCUGACCAAAGUGUUCGUAGGAGGAUUGGCUUGGGAUACUCACAAAGAAGCAAUGUAUGAUCAUUUCAUCAAGUAUGGUGACAUCUUGGAGGCAGUCAUCAUCUCCGACAAACUCACUCGCCGUUCCAAAGGAUACGGCUUUGUGACUUUCAAAGAUGCGGAAGCUGCCACGAGAGCUUGCGAAGACUCUACUCCGAUCAUCAAUGGCCGCCGUGCCAACUGCAAUCUCGCCUCCCUCGGUGGCCGCCUUCGUAAAUCCCCCACCAUGACCUCUCCUCAACAAGGAACAAAAAAUGGUAACAGGGCCACGCCACCACAUGUUGGAAAUCAUUCUCAAUGGUACUACCCGUCCGGUUUCACAAACCAGCAAUACCAACUUCAACAACAACAUCAAGCCGUUCCUUUCUAUGGGUACCCUUCCGCCUACGUUGCCCCGAACAUGAACUUCAAUCAAAAAGUUGGAUAUGCCGGAGGAACCUAUAUGAACGGAUACUAUGCACAAAUGCAACCACAACCGCAAUCGCAGCCGCAACCGCAAUAUUACCACCAUCACAUGUAUGGUGGAGGACGAGUUAUGGUUGGGGCAGCAAGUCCAAUGGUGCCUUUCUACACUGUCUAUCCUUAUCAUCAAUCUCAAGCCUACGGGUUUCCACCACCUUCCUUUUCGAAACCCCUUUCUUUUUCCACUCCUCCCAUAUCAGGCACAGUUGGAGGAGAGAGCAUACAGAAGAAGGCCAUACAUUGAUAGGCUACAAGCUGUUGAUCAAAUGACUCAGCUAAAAAUUAAUUCAUUUUCUCCAUCUCACUAAGCUUUAUUUUUACCACAGACAUGUAUUUUUAAUAAUUUAAUUUCGUUACAUUUAAUCAUUUAUUCAUUGAAGCUAAGCUGAUAGAGUUUAUAAAAAAAACUAAAAUCGCUUUAUUAUGAAGUGUUCUAUUUAAAUACGAAUGGAAGGUGUCAUGACAUCAA